AUGAAGACAUCUUUAAUCAUCGGAGCCUGUUAUGCUGGCAUGACGGCUGCCGCUCCCGCACGCUCUCUCGCCGCUAGGGGUGCUUUGACGGAAACAGCAUCUAGUGAAGGCCUUGCCCUCCUUCUCCAAGCCAUGACCUUGAGACCACUCCAGGACAAGUCAGCAACUGCUUCCACCGUCAAGGUACUUGCGGAGAACCUGGGAGACGUUUUCAAGGGCCCGCUCAAGGAGAUUCUUGAGAGCCUGGACAUUGGUGGCCUGCUCGAAGCUUGCAAGCCUGCCGGUGGCGAAGGAGGUGGAGAAGGUGGCAAGCCUGGCGAGGGCGGCAAGCCUGGUGAAGGUGGUGAAGGCGGCAAGCCUGGUGAGGGUGGCGAGGGUGGCAAGCCUGGCGAGGGCGGCAAGCCUGGUGAGGGUGGCGAGGGUGGCAAGCCUGGCGAGGGCGGCAAGCCUGGUGAGGGUGGUGAGGGCGGCAAGCCUGGUGAGGGUGGUGAGGGUGGCAAGCCUGGCGAGGGCGGCAAGCCUGGUGAAGGUGGUGAAGGCGGCAAGCCUGGUGAGGGUGGCGAGGGUGGCAAGCCUGGCGAGGGCGGCAAGCCUGGUGAGGGUGGCGAGGGUGGCAAGCCUGGCGAGGGCGGCAAGCCUGGUGAGGGUGGCGAGGGUGGCAAGCCUGGCGAGGGCGGCAAGCCUGGUGAGGGUGGCGAGGGUGGCAAGCCUGGCGAGGGCGGCAAGCCUGGUGAGGGUGGUGAGGGCGGCAAGCCUGGCGAGGGCGGCAAGCCUGGUGAGGGUGGUGAGGCCGGCAAGCCUGGCGAGGGUGGUGAGCCCGCCGAAGGCGGCAAGCCUGCUGAAGGCGAAGGCGAAGCUGGAAAGCCUGCCGAGGGUGGCAAGCCCGCUGAAGGUGAAGCUGGAAAGCCUGCCGAGGGUAAGCCCGCUGAGGGUAAGCCCGCUGAGGGUGAAAGCGGCAAGCCGGUAGAAGAAAAGUAG
Molecule: messenger RNA, 978 nt
Organism: Akanthomyces muscarius
Lineage: Eukaryota; Fungi; Ascomycota; Sordariomycetes; Hypocreales; Cordycipitaceae
Exons: 1
Coding region: 1-978 (325 amino acids)
Source: RefSeq, a predicted model, not a curated record